AUGUCUGUUGCAGCGCCGUACGUGCGCCCUUGCAGCUUCAAGCUCUCCGACCGGAAGCUCAGCGAGUGCGCCAUCAAGAGCGCGCGCGACAUUUGGCCCAACAUCCUCAAAGGUGACCCUAAAUACAAAGUUCCUGUGCUGGACCCCAUGCACCUUGACCGCCUGGUGGUGAUUGACGGCAAGGGGCCCCUGGGCAUGCAGCUAAUUGCAAGGGAUGUCAAGAUGUACGGCCUGCCGGACGCCAUUAUCAAUUCCACAACAUGGCAUCUCUUGAUACCAUCUCGGUACGUGUACCAUUGUUCUGAGUGUACGAAGCCAGUUCCUAAGUUACACACACAGAUUGCAUACACAGUUGCCUGUCUAGACAAUACGUACGUGGCCACCAUCCCCUUGGUGCACAUCACCGCCAAGUACAACGUGUCGGGCCGCAUCCUGCUGCUGCCCAUUGUGGGGCAGGGGAACGUCGUCAUGGACCUCAAAAAUGUAAAGCUGGUGUAUCAGUUUGACUACCGGCUGGAAAAGCUGGAAGAUGGAGAGACUUACUACAUUCCCCUGCCCGGAGCUCGUCUCGACCUAGAUGUUGACGGAAUGACCAUCAAGAUGGACAAUCUCUUCAAUGGAGACGGAGCACUACUGGAAACCACCAACAACUUCCUGAAUGAGGAGUGGCGCGAAGUGUUCGAUUCGCUGCGGCCGUCUUUCGCCAAGGCCAUCUCGGAGGUGAUCACCGACAUUCUCAACGGCAUCUUCAGACAAGUGCCCUUCAAGGACGCCUUUUUGGACGUGGACGCGGUGUAAGCGAGAGGCUGCUCUUUAACACAAUGAGUGGCCUGAGGACUCCGACGACAUCUCCGAGGAGCCAACAAGAAGGACUCGGCGCUAAUAGAAAUAUUUCCAGACACCGAGUAAUGUAGUCACAGCAACUCACCGUCUUCUCUGGAAGAAACUAAAUCUGAAAUUGGACUUCAAAUUAUUGCACGUUUACCCACUUUUGUCGUCAGUGUACUGCAGAUAACCUAACCUCAUAAAAUUCUUUAUUACAGUUUGACCCCUUGAUGAAAUCAAUGAACCUGGUAUCAGUAACACUUAAUGAGAAAGAACUGCUCAAGAAGACUGCAGAUUAGUUCAAUAAUCAUCUUUUAUUUUAUUGCUUUGCUUUCCCUUUUUCUAACUGAAAUUUUGUCCAGUGGAAGAAUUGAGUGCAAAUGUAUUUGAACUGAAAGACGAACUAUUUUCUAAAAUAUUGAUCACAACUAGUGAAUGUUUUAGAAGACUUUAAUUUAUUGUCUUUAAAAAGUGAUUUUUAGUCAUUUCAGAAGUUGAACGCCCGUGUUCAUGAAACAUUUGAGCAUUAUAAGAAGUUCAUGUCAUUAAAAAAAGUUUAUAUCCUGUAUUCAUAAUGUGUAUUCUGGUUUCUGAAAGUUUUCGUUAUUAUUCAAUUCAUACCACUGCAAAUUAACAUCAAAUACUCAAUACCCCGAACACAAUACAAUAUCAAAACAAGUUUCUGAAAAAUAAAUCCCUGAGUUCACCAUUUCUUCAUCUACAGAUGUUAAUAUGUCCAAGGUAUAGCAACAAAUCACAAUUAUUUCUCUUAGUAUUCUUAUUGCUUGUCCAACAAAAUCUACAUUAAUGUAUUAAAAUAAAAAUUUCAUGAUACAGCCUUGCAUCAUAUUUACAGAAUUUCUCCUUGUAAAAUCACAACAUAUAAAGAAAAUAUUACAAAGACUUAAGUAGAGACGAAAGUUUGUUUAAUAAUUUGC
Molecule: messenger RNA, 1763 nt
Organism: Gryllus bimaculatus (two-spotted cricket)
Lineage: Eukaryota; Metazoa; Arthropoda; Insecta; Orthoptera; Gryllidae
Source: the annotation of a GenBank genome assembly